AUGCACUCGGACAACGGGAAAACCUUCGUUGGAGCUGACAAGGUGAUCUCCAACGACUUCUUGGAAGCGACGAGGGAGUGCAUCAUCGCACAACACGCCCACAAGAGCCUAUCCUGGCACUUCAACCCGCCGGGCGCCCCGCAUAUGGGUGGAUUAUGGGAAGCCGGCGUAAAGAGUUUUAAGGCACUCUUUUACAAGGCGACAUCCACCUCGAAAUAUACGUUCGAAGAGUUGUCCACUCUUCUCGCUAAGAUCGAAGCCUGCCUGAAUUCGAGGCCGAUUUCCCUAUGUGGCCCUCUUAUUUCGGUGUUGGAACCACCAAUUAACCAACCGGCCACCUCCAUCCUCAAUCGAUGGCAGCGACUGAAGGCUCUCCACCAACAAUUUUGUUUCCGUUGGAAAGAUGAGUACCUGAACGAGCUGCACAAACGGACGAAAUGGCAAUCCCUACACGGAACCUUCGGAUCGGUGACAUGGUCGUCAUAA
Drosophila nasuta is the source of this 486-nucleotide messenger RNA. RefSeq lists its product as uncharacterized. NCBI's taxonomy places the organism in Eukaryota, Metazoa, Arthropoda, Insecta, Diptera, Drosophilidae. Gene Ontology annotation, molecular function: nucleic acid binding. The record is from RefSeq and is a predicted model, not a curated record. Bases 1 to 486 code for a protein of 161 amino acids. The transcript has 2 exons.